Molecule: messenger RNA, 1352 nt
Organism: Trichogramma pretiosum
Lineage: Eukaryota; Metazoa; Arthropoda; Insecta; Hymenoptera; Trichogrammatidae
Product: pancreatic triacylglycerol lipase-like
Exons: 6
Coding region: 23-1252 (409 amino acids)
Molecular function (GO): lipase activity
Source: RefSeq, a predicted model, not a curated record
UCCUCAUUCUCGUAUUAGAAAAAUGAAGAAAAUUAGUGCGAAAAUGUUGCUGCUGUUCGCUUUGUGUAUUUUCGCCAUAAUUUUUUCGACUCACUGUCACGUGAUACACCCGCCGGAAGAAACUGACGACCCGGGGCAUCCUCGCAUUCAUUGCUCGGAUAUAACGGUCAGCUCGAUGGUUGGAAAAAUUUUGCUGCAGACCAGCACCAACGAGCCCAUCAAUCGUAUGGUCGACUUUUGGAUCGCGUCGAACAAUCACAGACACGCGGUGAAGAUUCUCUCGAACGACUGGCCGGAAUUGGGCGCUUUCAAUAGCAGCUCGUUCGAUCCGACGAGAAAAACGGUCAUCAUCAUUCAUGGCUACAAAUCGGCGGGCUCGGUUUCUUGGGUCAUAAACAUGAAGGAGCAUCUGUUGGCUGUCAAAAAGCGAAAUGUCAUAAUAGUCGAUUGGAGCGACAGCAGCCACCUCAAAAACUACGUUAACGCCGCGCGAAAUCUCGAAAUCGUAGCCAGGCGCAUUCUUCAUUUCCUCUAUCUGUUGAAAGCCAAGCUGAAAGGUCAGCCGGGCAAGCAUCGCUGGAAUCAGCUGCACUUCAUCGGUCACAGCUUGGGCGCCCAGAUGAGCGGCAUAACCGCCCACCUGCUCAAGAGUCACAAUUACUUCACGGUGAAGAGGAUCACGGGUCUGGAUCCGGCCCAGCCCUGCUUCAAGGGCGUCCAUCUGAGCCUGCGGCUCGACAAGGAGGACGCCGAGUUCGUCGACGUGAUUCACACGCAGACCGGCAAGAGGGUAGCCGGCGUCGAGCCGCUGGGACUGCGCGAGCGAGCGGGUCACGUGGACUUCUACGUCAACAGCGGUGUCAAUCAGCUGGCCUGCAAAGUCCCGAAACUAUAUCCACUUGCAGGAUUGACCAAGAUGAUGUGCAGUCAUGGAAUGGCUCACAAGUACUUUAUCGAGUCGAUGGCUAAUUUGAUAACCAAAAAGGACUGUAAGUUUUUGAGCUACCCCUGGGAUGGUUCGUACGAGAGUGCUCUGAAAGCAGCUAAUGACGCUCGGAAUAAUCAUCGGUGUGCCAAUUGUCCUCUAAUGGGAAUAGAGGCGUCGAAAACUGGAUACUUGGGAAUGUUGAUAGUUUUCGCCGGUAGAGAGGAGCCUUAUUGCGAAUACGACAAAGAGAAAGACGUAGACGCAGUAUUACGAAUGAUUCAAAAAAUCGAGGAUCCCUUGGACGAUUCCGACAUUUUCAAUUGAAAAUUAAUCGAUUUCAGCCGGAGAACGUCUGGCACUCAAUAGAGAAAAAAGCGUCAGUGACAUUUCGUGAUGUAUCUAUAUUCAAUAGCUAAAGCAAUAA